GCCAGCGCCGCCUCGGCUCGUGCCAGGCCGGGGACCCGGUGCCCCUCCCGGGGCGACCUCCGCGCAGCAGGGGCAAUGCGGACCGUCCCGCUGACCGUCUAGAGCUCCUCACCGCCUCCUUCACCUCUCGCCCCUCCACCCCGGGCGAGGACGGGCGGUGGCUGCCCAGAGGUGCUCGGCUGCACCUUCCUUCGGCCCCAAAGGACCUUCCUGGGCGCACCGUACCGACCCUUCCUUCAUGCUGCAGUGCUGCAACGUUUCCGCCACCGAGGGGGAAAAGCGGCGGCGAUCUCAAUCCAAACACAAGAAUUGGCGUGUGACUCAUCUGCUUGGAUACCUCCAGUCCUCAAACUGUCUUCCAGGAGUUUUCUUGGCUGAAGCUGCUCGAUGGUUGAGCCUUUUCUUCCCGGGGAAGAAGAUGGACUGAAAGCUGCCAGUUGGGGACUUUCUGUGAUCAGGGCGCUGCUGGGUUUUGAAGGCGAUGAUGGGGCUUGCGCUGGCUUGUCUUCCUAUCCCAGCGAAGAGUUGUUGAUGUUCACUGGUUAUGCUUAGACAAUGCGCAGUUUGUUUUAAUUUAACAUUUUGGGCGGGGGGGGAUAGGGGUAUAAGCUUGUGAAGGGCAGCCCGGAUCCGGAGGAGCUCCUCUUUGUCCCUGGUAGGAGAGACACCCCCAGUCUGUCCUCGAUGCCGUCAGCCUUGGCCAUCUUCACUUGCCGUCCGAACUCGCACCCUUUUCAGGAGCGUCAUGUCUACCUGGACGAGCCCAUCAAAAUCGGCCGCUCUGUGGCCCGCUGUAGGCCAGCGCAGAAUAAUGCCACCUUUGAUUGCAAAGUGCUGUCAAGGAACCAUGCUCUCGUCUGGUUUGAUCACAAGACAGGCAAGUUUUAUCUCCAAGACACUAAAAGUAGUAAUGGUACCUUUAUAAAUAGCCAGAGACUGAGUCGAGGCUCUGAAGAAAGCCCACCAUGUGAAAUUCUCUCUGGUGACAUUAUUCAGUUUGGGGUAGACGUGACGGAGAAUACACGGAAAGUUACCCAUGGGUGUAUUGUUUCCACAAUAAAACUUUUUCUACCAGAUGGUAUGGAAGCCCGACUCCGCUCAGAUGUCAUCCAUGCUCCAUUACCAAGUCCUGUUGACAAAGUUGCUGCUAAUACUCCAAGUAUGUACUCUCAGGAACUAUUCCAGCUUUCUCAGUAUCUACAGGAGGCCUUACAUCGGGAACAGAUGUUGGAACAGAAAUUAGCCACGCUUCAGCGGCUACUAGCAAUCACCCAAGAGGCUUCAGAUACCAGUUGGCAGGCUUUAAUAGAUGAAGAUAGACUCUUAUCACGAUUAGAAGUUAUGGGAAACCAAUUACAGGCAUGCUCCAAAAAUCAAACAGAAGAUAGUUUACGGAAAGAACUUAUAGCAUUACAAGAAGAUAAACAUAACUAUGAGACAACAGCCAAAGAGUCCCUGAGACGGGUUCUUCAGGAGAAAAUUGAAGUGGUUAGAAAACUUUCUGAAGUUGAGCGAAGUCUGAGUAAUACUGAAGAUGAAUGUACCCACCUGAAAGAAAUGAAUGAACGGACUCAGGAAGAAUUAAGAGAAUUAGCUAAUAAAUAUAAUGGAGCUGUUAAUGAAAUUAAAGAUUUAUCUGAUAAAUUGAAGGUAGCAGAGGGGAAACAAGAGGAAAUCCAGCAGAAGGGACAAGCUGAGAAAAAAGAAUUACAGCAUAAAAUAGAUGAAAUGGAAGAAAAAGAACAGGAGCUCCAGGCAAAAAUAGAAGCUUUGCAAGCUGAUAAUGAUUUCACCAAUGAAAGGCUAACAGCUUUACAAGUACGGUUAGAACAUCUUCAGGAGAAAACUCUUAAAGAAUGCAACAGCUUAGGGAUACAAGUUGAUGACUUCUUACCUAAAAUAAAUGGGAGCACAGAAAAAGAACACUUGCUUUCAAAGAGUGGCGGGGACUGCACUUUUAUUCAUCAGUUCAUAGAAUGCCAGAAGAAGCUGAUCGUCGAGGGGCAUCUAACCAAAGUGGUAGAAGAAACAAAGCUUUCAAAAGAAAACCAGGCAAGAGCAAAGGAAUCUGAUUUAUCAGAUACUCUGAGUCCAAGCAAGGAAAAAAGUAGUGACGACACUACAGACGCCCAAAUGGAUGAGCAAGACCUAAAUGAACCUCUUGCUAAAGUGUCCCUAUUAAAAGAUGACUUACAGGGUACACAGUCAGAAAUUGAGGCAAAACAAGAAAUUCAGCAUCUUCGCAAGGAAUUGAUCGAAGCCCAGGAGCUAGCUAGAGCAAGUAAACAAAAAUGCUUUGAACUUCAAGGUCUUUUGGAAGAAGAAAGAAAAGCCUAUCGUAAUCAAGUUGAGGAAUCCACUAAACAAAUACACGUUCUUCAAGCCCAAUUGCAGAGGUUGCAUAUCGAUAUGGAGAAUCUCCGGGAGGAGAAGGACAGUAAAAUCACAAGUACUAGAGAUGAAUUGCUUAGUGCCCGAGAUGAAAUUAUACUCCUUCAUCAAGCAGCAGAAAAGGCUGCCUCUGAGCGGGACACUGACAUUGCUUCUUUACAAGAAGAGCUUAAGAAGGUACGAAGUGAGCUUGAGCGGUGGCGGAAAGCAGCAUCUGAAUAUGAAAAAGAAAUCACGAGUCUGCAAAACAGUUUUCAGCUUCGAUGUCAACAGUGUGAGGACCAGCAGAGAGAGGAAGCAACAAGAUUGCAAGGUGAACUGCAGAAAUUGAGAAAGGAAUGGAAUGUAUUGGAAACCGAAUGUCAUUCUCUAAAAAAGGAAAAUGUUUUGCUAUCAUCAGAACUGCAACGGCAAGAAAAGGAGCUGCACAAUUCUCAGAAGCAGAGUUUAGAACUUACCAGUGAUCUCAAUAUCCUUCAGAUGACUAGGAAAGAGCUUGAGAAUCAAGUGGGAUCCUUGAAAGAACAGCAUCUUCGGGAUUCAGCUGAUUUAAAAACUCUUCUCAGUAAGGCUGAAAACCAAGCAAAGGAUGUACAGAAAGAGUUUGAAAAGACACAGACUGUACUCUCAGAACUGAAGUUGAAGUUUGAAAUGACUGAGCAGGAAAAGCAGUCAAUCACAGAUGAGCUCAAACAAUGUAAAGACAACCUGAAGCUGCUCCGAGAGAAAGGAAAUAAUAAACCCUGGCCCUGGAUGCCCAUGUUGGCUGCCCUGGUUGCAGUGACAGCCAUCGUGCUGUACGUGCCAGGUCUGGCCAGAGCUUCUCCAUGAGAGCGUUCCUUGAGUCCGUACACCGUCUUCCCUCUAGAAGCUGGCAUCACACUCAUGCUGGGGACAAACAGAACCAUUUUCUUCUUUUUUACCUCUUAAAACAGCAGAAGUACAAGAAUACAGCUGUAGGGUCAUUGCUUUAAAUUAUAUAAAAUGUAUCUGUCUAUAAAGAGAAUAUAAAAUUGUGACUAUUCUACUGUAAGCAAUAAUUGCUUGCAAUUUUUCAUGUAAUUUUUAAAUUAGUAUGUUGAGAUUCUGAAUAUUAUGGUGGCCUAAAGUAGGCUUCUUGGUAAACCAAAUUAUUUAUAACAUUAAAUUUAUGAGUAUUUUACUCUGAAUUCUGAUGACCAGAUUAAUUCAUUUUUCUGAUUCGAUAAUAACUACCCAAACCAAACAACCAAUAUAUACAUGGGAAGAGAGGCCCUGUGUGCUCAGUGCCUAUCAGUUUGAAAUAUAUACACAUAUAUAUAUAUUUUUUACAUAUUUACGCCAUUUUUACUUGUUAUAAAACCACUGAGCUAUUGGGAACAAGAGUUAGACAACUAUUUGCGUGGAUUUCUUUUUUUAAGGAAAAAACAUUUGGAAAAUAUUCUGUUAGAGUGAUAAUUUGGGGUAUAUGUGCACGCUUGUUCAGCCUUAAUGUGACUUGAAGAUGUGGAGGACAUCAACUUUGAAAAACUUUCCAUGAGAGUGUGUAUUUUCUUGAGCAAACUGAAGUAUUUCUGGGAGCAAAACAUAGUAAUUACACAAUUUCAGUGCAGUCAACCAAACUGUUGAGUCAAUUGGAAUGUAAUUUAUUAAACCUCAUGUAUUUAAAGAGAUAUUUUCUUUAAAAGUCAAGUUACUUUCUCAUAUACAGCAUUUUAGGAAGCAUGAUUUUUUUUCUAUCAUCUGUUCCUCCAAGCAUGUUUAAUUGAAGAAAGAGUUAAUAUCUCUUUAGAUAAGCUUUUAUUGACUUAAUUUGGUUAUGAUGUGUCAGAGCUAGUAUAUGUUCAAGGUGAGCUGUUACCUACCUACGAGUUACUGGUUGGGUAUGAAAAUGGUUAUUUUCUUUUUAUUGUUAAUUGGGACUUUCUGUUAAUGAGAAGCACUAUUCCCAAGAUUAAUAGUGAUCUAUGCACAACGAAGCACCUAAAAACACUGCUUGAUGUUAUAAAUUUAAAACACAGAAGUGAAAGUUUAGCUAUGGUUUUGUGCAGCAUCAUAGUUGUGUCAAUAAAGUUUAUUUAGGUCAUAGACUAUCCUAAAGUAUCACAUAGUUAAAUUUUUCAAUCUAUGAAAACUGGGAGGGAAUGUCAGCAAAUUGGCUUGAAUGUUCUGUGGCAGUCCACAGGCCUAGGCAAAUAUUGAAUAGGAGUUUAGGAUACAAUUUGCCUUGUGAUGUUUGGCAGUCACCGUUUAUACUUUAAAGGUUAUAUUUUAAGCUAUUAAUAUUUGGGAUUGCUGUUGGGAGGAUCACUAGAUUUAUGGAGGAAUUAGUCACAAAUGACUUGUAGAAAAUACUGUCAUAUAGUUCAUUUCAUCAUUUUCUGUUGCAGGAAGCCACUCCACCACAGAAUGCUAAUAUGCCAGUGGUACCCAGUACCUCUUGUAUAUAGGUUAUUGCAAAUAUUGUUCUGAAAUGCUUAACUUCAGAAUUACAUUUUUUAAAGUAAAUAAUUGUUUAAAUCUAUUUUGUAAAGAUAUAAAGUACAAUAGAAUUUCUGGAGUACAGAUUAAACUAUUUGCACUAACACACGUGAUGUGCAUGAUUUAAUAAAAUAACUUUACUCUCCCUA
Carlito syrichta (Philippine tarsier) is the source of this 5000-nucleotide messenger RNA. It is a transcript of the gene SLMAP, whose product is annotated as sarcolemma associated protein. The coding region runs from base 685 to 3222 and encodes 845 amino acids. The transcript is spliced from 23 exons. NCBI's taxonomy places the organism in Eukaryota, Metazoa, Chordata, Mammalia, Primates, Tarsiidae. Gene Ontology annotation, cellular component: acrosomal membrane. Gene Ontology annotation, biological process: single fertilization; regulation of voltage-gated sodium channel activity; acrosome assembly. The record is from RefSeq and is a predicted model, not a curated record. Gene Ontology annotation, molecular function: protein binding.